AAGAUGGAGGAGGGAUGCACAAGGCUAUAUAUAUAUGACGGAAGCCUGUGUUACCUAUCCGUUAUGCUACUGUAUUCUCCUCUCACUCCCCCUGGACCUGCUUUCUCAGCCUGCUCUGCUAUCGGUUCCACGCCGCCUUUCGCCAUCUGCCCACUCCACUUCAGCUUGACUAAACGCCACCUUUACGCCCUCAAACGGUCUUGCCCCUAGACGGCCUUGCUCCUAGAUGGCCCGCGAGUUCAGAACAUCUUCUCGUCGUCUCAUGAUGCUCGCGUUAUUUACGACCCAACGCAAAUGCAGAAUACCUGACCACCUGAUUGACGAAAGCCGAUGCAUGUCUCAUACCAAGAACAUAUUUGAACCACUCACCACCCCCCGUUUUGUCUCCCAUGGCUAUUUCCGCAUACACCCCUGCGCCACCAGCACCAACGACAUGUAUCUGCACGGCGCAGGUGCUCGGUCACAGCUGUUGGCGUCCCAGACCAUGGGACCCCCCCCUUUUUUUUAUCUCUUCUUCAGUCUGACGGCUAAUAAGCCGAGUAGAACCUCAAUCUGGGAUUUUCCAAUGCCGACUUCGCUUACUCCUACCGGGUUGAGGCGCCAGAGCUUGGUUGGCCGCGUCUGCAUAUCGAUUCUUGACACCCGAGGCCCGCGAUCUCAUAGGAAUGGGACUGAACGGGAUAUCUAGGCUACAUUGCGGCGGACAUGCCGCUUGUUCGGGCUUCUUCUGUGCCCGUCGUACAGGCUAGUCUCUCCGUUGAUUCUGUCCCAGCACUUUGCGGCUAUAUAUCCUCCUGUUCUCUGCAGCCACG
Sodiomyces alkalinus F11 is the source of this 812-nucleotide messenger RNA. RefSeq lists its product as hypothetical. The record is from RefSeq and is a predicted model, not a curated record. The transcript has 2 exons. The coding region runs from base 227 to 688 and encodes 153 amino acids. Lineage: Eukaryota; Fungi; Ascomycota; Sordariomycetes; Glomerellales; Plectosphaerellaceae.